AUGCGCUCUCCACCCUCUAGUAACGGCGAUAACUCGCGCCCAGCAAAGAGGAGGAAGAUGGCAGAGCCCGAGGGGCGCAUCUCGGUUUCUGCUAGGAUUCCCAAUUUUCAAUCUGCUACGGGCCUGUUUAACAAACUCAAGAAGCAGCACAAGCUUAAGUUCUUAGGCAAAGACCUCUUCGACGCAUCUGUGUAUUAG
Molecule: messenger RNA, 198 nt
Organism: Alternaria rosae
Lineage: Eukaryota; Fungi; Ascomycota; Dothideomycetes; Pleosporales; Pleosporaceae
Exons: 2
Coding region: 1-198 (65 amino acids)
Source: RefSeq, a predicted model, not a curated record